CUCUCUCUCUCUCUCUCUCUCUCUCUCACAUCAACCAAAGGUCUCAGCCGGCAUCUCCAAUCCACCUGUGCCUGGGACUCAGACCACCACCAUGGAAUCGGUAUCCUCCACCAUCCACCACCACAUCGCGGCGGCUCUCCGCCCCGCCCCCAAUCCCUUUCCGAAAAUCCGUGCCCGUCAACAACUCGCGGUCGAUCCUCAUCCCAAUCCCGACCCCCAGAAAAUGAACCGUGCCACUCGCCUUGCCGAAUCGCUCUCGAGCCUCCUACACCUCCACACGGAAACACAUGCCCAAAAGAUUGUGCAGCCAUCGAAUUGGAAUUUACAUUUCGAUGAGGAGGACAGGCACAACACACCGGCGAUGUCUCCCAAGGAAAACAUAUCUGAUAAGUGGCGAGAAAUCCAUGGUUGCGGCGAUUGGCACAAUCUCCUCGAUCCGCUUUACCCUUGGCUGAGAAGAGAGAUAGUCAAAUACGGUGAGUUCGCGCAAGCGACUUACGAUGCUUUCGACUUUGACUCAUUCUCUGAGUUCUGCGGGAGCUGUAGAUACAGUCGUAACAGGCUCUUUGAGAAGUUGGGGCUUACGAAGCAUGGUUACACGGUGAGCAACUACAUUUACGCCAUGUCACACGUGGAUGUCCCCCAGUGGCUAGAGAGGUCGCGUCUCGGCGAAACAUGGAGUAAAGACUCCAAUUGGAUGGGGUUCGUGGCGGUGAGCGAUGAGGAAGAGUCGCGUCGAAUAGGAAGGAGGGAUAUAGUCGUUGCGUGGCGCGGCACGGUGGCGCCGUCGGAGUGGUACGAGGAUAUGCAAAGGAAGUUAGAGGCUAUAGGGCAUGGAGAAGCUAAAGUGGAACAUGGGUUCUUAAGCCUUUACACGACCAAGAGUGAUGCUACUAGAUAUAACAAGUCAAGUGCCUCAGAGCAAGUCAUGGAAGAAGUGAAAAAGCUAGUGGAAAUGUAUAGGGGGAGAGGUGAAGAAGUAAGCCUUACAAUCACUGGCCAUAGCUUAGGUGGUGCAUUGGCUCUCUUAAAUGCCUACGAAGCUGCGGCCUCAAUUCCCGGUCUUCCCAUAAGUGUCAUAUCUUUCGGUGCACCUAGGGUUGGCAACAUCGCUUUUCGAGACGAGAUUUACCAAAUGGGAGUCAAGACUUUGCGAGUGGUUUUGAAACAAGAUGUUGUCCCUCGGAUGCCAGGGAUUGUCUUCAAUGAGAGCUUACAAAUGUUUGACGAUUUCACUGGGACUCUGGAGUGGGUGUACACUCAUGUCGGAGCUGAAUUAAAGCUAGACGCACAGUCUUCCCCUUAUCUCAAGCGAAAAAUCGAUUUGCUAGGAUUUCAUAUGCUUGAGACGUACCUUCAUCUUGUUGAUGGUUUUCUAAGCUCAACCUCAACGUUUCGAUCCGACGCUCGACGGGAUUUUGCCUUGGUGAACAAGUCUUGUGACAUGCUUGUGGAUGAGUUGAGGAUUCCACAUUGUUGGUACCAAAUAGAAAACAAGGGGUUAGUGCGGAAUGCUCAUGGAAGGUGGGUUAAGCCCAAAAGGGAUCCAGAAGACAUUCCUUCACCAACUACUAUGGAAGAAGCCCAUACCUUUGUAAAGGAGGUGAGGGAAAGUCAUGAAGGACGACUUGAACCAUUGUUAAGUGUAUAAAACUUGAUUCUUUUAUUCUGUUGUCAAUCUUGGUUUGGUGUUAUUCCUGCCCUCAGUAGCGCCGGAUCCAAAGAUUAGGUGUAGAGGGCACUUAUUUGUUAUGCUCUUGAAAUUUUUUUUUUCCCCAAAAUUAAGUUCAAUGUUAUUUCCAGUCUUUUUCCAUCUAAUUUGAAUACACUUAUUUGUUAUGCC
Rhododendron vialii is the source of this 1843-nucleotide messenger RNA. RefSeq names its product phospholipase A1-Igamma1, chloroplastic. Gene Ontology annotation, molecular function: glycerophospholipase activity. Lineage: Eukaryota; Viridiplantae; Streptophyta; Magnoliopsida; Ericales; Ericaceae. The transcript has a single exon. Gene Ontology annotation, biological process: lipid metabolic process. The coding region runs from base 92 to 1651 and encodes 519 amino acids. The record is from RefSeq and is a predicted model, not a curated record.